GACGUGCGACGCGAUACGUGCCAGGCGCGUUUGCGCGAGUCGUGCGGAGUCGAGUCGGGUCGAGUGUGUCCGCGAGGUGCUUGCGCGGCCCCUUUUACCCCCGAGGUGUUUCCCACGGAUUUUUCGGCCAGGCCGGUGCUCCACGCCCGGUGCGUGCACGCGCGGGAUCGAUUUAGGCCCGCGCCGACGUGCGAUUGAUGAACGCGGCGACGAGAACGCCGGAUCCGCCGCCGCGUCUUGAUGUAACGGCAUUUCCGGAAGGCGAACCGACGUCCGCUCGCGGAAUUUUUGGCACCGACGGGCACGCCGUUCAAAAGAACGUAUCGUCUGCGCUAAUCUAAAUUUGAACAUGUCGGAAGAGCAUCAGCUGCCUUCUGACUCGGAUGAAGAUGACGAAGAUUACGUUCCUGACGGCGCUGACAGCGAUCCGGUGUCCGAGGUAGAGUCCGAGGGCGAUAUUGAGAGCGGCCCGGAGGAUGAGAACGAUGAGAACAAGCGAGAGACUGGACGGAAGAGAGGCACGAGGAGAUCCAAGGGGCGAAGGAGUAAAAAGCGAAGAAAGGCGUUAGAAAAGUCGAAAGUGCCGGAGGAAGGAAGUAAAGAGGAGGAGGAGUGUAAGGAGCAAAAGGCGCUCACUGAGGAAGAGGAGAAGAAGAGAGCGGAUUCUCUCUGGGCUGAUUUCAUGAAGGAUACAGCUGUCCCGAAAUCAAAGCCACAGAAUUCAAUCAGUAAGUCGAACGAGAGAUUGCCGCCGAUUCAAAAGCCAAAAGUCCAAGAAAAGGUCAAGAUAACUAAGGUUUUCGAAUUCGCUGGUGAAGAAGUGAAGGUGGAGAAGGAAGUACCGAGUGAUUCCGCGGAAGCCAGAUUGUCGCUUUCCGCGGCCGAGAAUUCCACCGCGAAGCCACCGGCGUCGGCGUCACCAGCGGCCAGAGAACGAGAGCGAGGAGGUGGCGUUAGGCGCGUCGGAUUAGGCGGCAUCUCUUCGGUUCUAGGGCAGAUCGGGAAAAAGGCCAAAAUUAGUACGUUAGAAAAGUCCAAAUUAGACUGGGACAGCUUCAAGAAGCAGGAAAACAUUGAGGAAGAACUUAAUACUCACAACAAAGGCAAGGACGGGUAUCUAGAGCGGCAAGAUUUUCUGCAGAGAGCGGACCUACGGCAAUUUGAAAUCGAGAAGCAGUUACGGAAUACUAGCAGGCGUAGCACGCGGUGAAUUCGCAUUUCCUCGUCUUAUAUGCGUCUCUCCCUUCGAGAUGAAACGCUGAGAUAAUAAUAUCGCGGUAGGAGAUAUUUACUCUUCGACUUGCCAAACUCGAACGCUUGUUGCACACGUUUAGCCUAAUUUAUUCGAGUUUCGCGCUACAUUUUGAGUAAUACGCGACGGGAACGUCGCCUCGUUCGACUCGGCAACGCGCUGACUAUGCUAGCGAUCGAUGGUUCCUUUGAGGAGGGACCGAUCAUUCCAGUGUUUUUGAGACUCAUUUCUCACGCGUACGUAAUAUAAUAGCUUAAGUUACUCUCAGCGAGCCUUUGUCUCGGCCUGAUGACCGCACAGAACUUCGCAUCGAAGCAGAUUGUUCGAAGCUUUUGACGCUUCUCGGAAAGAUUGUGCCCAUGUAGAACAUGUCCACAAAAUAUUUUUUUAUUUCAUUUCAACGGAACGCGAUACGUUUGCAUGUGUAGUAUGAAUAUAUGCGACAUUCUAAGGAUAACGAUUAGCCGGAAGUUACGAGUGAGUACGGAGGAAUAUGUGUUUUUAGGUAACGUAACAAAUGGUAACAUAAUGACGUUGAUUGACCUCAUUCAUGACCACUGCCUCUGGCACUGCAUGUGGAAUAUUAUAUUUAUAAAUGGACCUCGUAAUAGGUAACAUAGAUUAUUGUGUUGAAGCAGUUGCGGCGAAUUUUGUAUAUCAUCGUCCACAUCUUGAACUGUUACAUAGGAAGAUAGUAAAGAUACAACACGUAAGACACAGACAUCGUUACUUUCAUGUAAUGUAUUAGAUAGCAAUAUCAACAUAAUACAUACAUAAGUAUACUCGAUACCCAAUUAACAAUCCUCGAUUCAGCUCAGGUUACUGUUUCCUCGAUAUACCGAAUUUGAGAUACAUUUUAGUGUAAUUCCACACAAGGACUGCUUUGUGAAUUCUUUAAUAAUAUUGCUGAAUAAAUUGUCGAAAAGA
Vollenhovia emeryi is the source of this 2179-nucleotide messenger RNA. RefSeq names its product craniofacial development protein 1 (gene Yeti). Lineage: Eukaryota; Metazoa; Arthropoda; Insecta; Hymenoptera; Formicidae. The record is from RefSeq and is a predicted model, not a curated record. The coding region runs from base 350 to 1210 and encodes 286 amino acids. The transcript has 3 exons.